UUUCCUCAAUGUACCCUCUACUAGAUUUGAUUUGUAUGGUUAAUAAGAGAAUGAAAGAUAUUUGAUGGGUUUGGUAAAUUUUUAGUGUUUGCUGGGAAACGUACAAAUGGGAGAAUUGGCUUUGUUCCAGAAUUUACAUUCACAAGCUUCUGUUCCAGAAGUGAUAUGUCUGGAUGCUGAGGACUAUCUUGAUGACUUGCCAUUGCCUGAAUUGCAACAGCUUAUUGCUCAUGUGAACAUCAAGAAAAAUAAGUCUGGUCUGGAGGAGCAGAUUACAGAUGGAGAAUUGCUUCUACAGCAAACGGUCUUUUUGCUUAAAUGCCUCAAAGAGGAGGAGGAGGAGUACAUGGGUAUUACUCCUUCAGAUUUUAUUAAUGGUAUAUUGGAACACUUUGACAAGAGCAUUGCCCUGCCUGGAACUGAAGAAGAUUGUAAUGGGUUUCAAAAGAACAUUCCCAAAAUUGACUGGGAUUCUCUUGGACAAAAUGGUGCUCUUAUAUUUGGUGACAUUCAUUAUGGCUGCCCCACCAUGUAUGCUGUUUUUCUUCCUUCAAUGUCAAAAGAAAUGUUGGAUUUGGAAUUAGAAUGUAAGGAGCUUUACAAGGAAAAAAGUACGGACAAAGAGGUCAAAAGACUACACAGAAGAUUAUUGAAGGAAAAGUGUCUUGUGUUGGACAGACUACUUUUUGAGGAUUCAUCAUUUAGCAGGGCUGUAGAAAACCUUUUUGCAUUAUCUUUCUUGGUAAGGGAUGGCAAUGCACAGUUAACCAUCAGUGAAAAUGGUGACCAUGAAAUUGUUCCUAGGAAUGCUCCAACAGUUGAAGAUAGGUCAACAGGCUUUCAAGAUACACAGUUUGUAUUUCGUCUUGAUUACAAAGAAUGGAAGGAAAAACAGCAGAAAAUAGAAAACAUUGCAGAAAAAAGAAAGCGGACAGAUAUAGAAUCAUCUCUGCAAAAUGAUGUUAAGGGUAUGGAAAGCAAUGUUUCAGCAGCAACCCAUGAGCUAGAGAAGCGAAGGAAGAAAAUAAACCUGAAAAUCCUGGCACGUAGAAGAGGAGUUUAA
Messenger RNA from Cryptomeria japonica (Japanese cedar), 1063 nucleotides. RefSeq names its product non-structural maintenance of chromosomes element 4 homolog B-like. Gene Ontology annotation, biological process: DNA repair. The transcript has 6 exons. The coding region runs from base 107 to 1063 and encodes 318 amino acids. The record is from RefSeq and is a predicted model, not a curated record. Gene Ontology annotation, cellular component: Smc5-Smc6 complex; nucleus. NCBI's taxonomy places the organism in Eukaryota, Viridiplantae, Streptophyta, Pinopsida, Cupressales, Cupressaceae.